AACUCGUUAAAUUCUUUUUUGUAUCGCCCGUUCGUAAUCGAGCUGUCCUUCAGAAGCUCCGCAAAUCGGUGCUUCUGCACCGAAAGAAGCAGCAUGAAUUACUACAUGCCGAGACGUGAUGAAACGUGCGAGAAGAAAUGCGACGACGUUUCGUUGGAGCCUCGUGCGGCUCGUAUAAUGGCAAGGCGAUACGCACUGACAACCACGGAAUUCAAAUUCCUCGAAAUUGGCAUCAGAGUGGAUCCGCCGAGUUACGUGGAGAUUGCCAUAAGAGAUCAUCGUGGAAAACAGCUAAUACUAUCUCUCGAAACGUGGAAAGGACUCUACGAGCAAUGUCACGCUAUUCAAAAUUAUCUGAACAAUGAUACCACUAAAGAUGUGUACAAUUUCAUAAGUGUUGGACCGCAUGAGAAUGGUCAAAUCGACAUUACACCGAAUGUUCGAGCUCGAUCCAUGCAUCGAGCUAACGUUUGAUCGAUUGACGAGACUAACUGCAACAGUAGACAUCAAAUUUACGCAAUUCUCAAAUGUAGCAUCUGCUGUAAGAUGCUAAAGAUUUGCCGAAUGCGAUACGCGCUAGCGACGCCUUUAACAAGCAUCAACUCGUCGAUUGCGAGCUGGUGGCUUUAGUCCUUAGUUCUUAACA
Molecule: messenger RNA, 646 nt
Organism: Nylanderia fulva
Lineage: Eukaryota; Metazoa; Arthropoda; Insecta; Hymenoptera; Formicidae
Source: RefSeq, a predicted model, not a curated record